CGAGAUCUGUUUAAAUCGUCACAUAAUAAGUUUGCUCCUAAUAGUGACAACUUCGUGACGCGAAAUCUCUCAAAAUGCUGUUCAAAACUACCGUCUUCGCCGUGUGCGCCCUUCUGUUCGCUUCCUUGAUCAACGCUGCUUCAGUUAAUCCCGAUGCCGAUGCGCAAGUUCUGCGAUAUGAUGCAGACAACAUUGGUACUGAUGGAUUCAAAUAUGGUUAUGAGACAUCCAAUGGAAUUUCUGCACAAGAGCAGGGUCAACUCAAGAAUGCUGGUUCCGAGAAUGAGGCCAUCAGUGUGAGGGGACAAUACCAAUAUACUGGCCCUGAUAAUGUUGUGUACUCAGUUUCUUACAUCGCUGAUGAGAAUGGUUUCCAACCACAAGGCGCUCAUCUUCCAGUGGCACCUCAAUAA
Messenger RNA from Drosophila nasuta, 413 nucleotides. RefSeq names its product flexible cuticle protein 12-like. NCBI's taxonomy places the organism in Eukaryota, Metazoa, Arthropoda, Insecta, Diptera, Drosophilidae. Bases 75 to 413 code for a protein of 112 amino acids. Gene Ontology annotation, molecular function: structural constituent of chitin-based larval cuticle. Gene Ontology annotation, cellular component: chitin-based extracellular matrix. The transcript is spliced from 2 exons. The record is from RefSeq and is a predicted model, not a curated record.